Vollenhovia emeryi is the source of this 1464-nucleotide messenger RNA. RefSeq lists its product as uncharacterized. Lineage: Eukaryota; Metazoa; Arthropoda; Insecta; Hymenoptera; Formicidae. The record is from RefSeq and is a predicted model, not a curated record. The coding region runs from base 360 to 1136 and encodes 258 amino acids. The transcript has 3 exons.
UCUCGUCUCCCGGGUGGUUGGUCUAAUCGCAAAAGCAACCGCUCUCAAAUCAAUGCCCGAGCAUGAAAAUAGUCGCGCAAUGGUGGUGUACACCGACGCUAACCGGGUGGGGAGAAUAUCGCUCGGUACGGAGGUAUACCUGGCCAGAUAUAUAGAGCUAGGGCAGGGCUUCCGUUACGUACAGUCUACUUAGAGUGCUCUCAGGUAUACACGCAUCUCGUGGUGGCACGCAUCGCGUUAAAUUAACCAGAAGUCCGUAGCCGCGUGGACGUAACCGGUUAGCCGAGGGAUAAACCUGAAGGACAAGGCGUUUGGUUUUCGUAUCGAGCCGUGUGAAAGAGUUCUCUUCACUUUAAAAGAUGAAACGGUUCGCGCACCAUUACGUAUGCCUGGCUGUGUUAUUGACAGCGGUCUCCGCUAGAUCGGCCGAAACUAAUCCCACGUCUAACUCAAUCAACGAGCCACAGACCGCAAGAUCAAGUAGCAAUGGCAUAUUUGGCGACCUGCGCUCCGUCUACCAAGUAUACAAAGAAUGUACCGGCACGGAAGUGAGUCCUUGUCUGAAGCUGAAGCUCUUAUCGGCCAUAGACAGGGUUUCUCGGAGCGUCCAGUUGAAUCUGGCUGAUGGUGUCACUCUGGUUCAAGAUGAAUCGGCCGCUAACGAAUCCGAACCGGAGAAAUCUCUGCAGGAAAUCGAAGCUAGUUUACCCCGCGCAUUGGACGAUAAAGAGGACGCUCUUAAUGGCAUGAUUUUCGAUAAGGUCGCAAAAUUUUUUCAAAGCCACACUCUGAAGCUGAAGCUGCCAAACGUAGAGGAGCUUCAACGUAGUCUCACGGAAGAAGGCCGUAAGAAGAAGAAUAAAUUGAGUGGUCUCCUCGCUAUUCCUCUGUUAAUUGGUGGUACUUUAGUACCCCUGGCGCUCGGCGCUCUCGCGCUAUUGGCUGGCAAGGCGCUGAUAGUGAGCAAACUUGCGCUCGUACUCGCUUCGAUCAUUGGAUUAAAGAAACUUGUGUCCGGCGGUCACGAUCACGGACACGAGGUCGUUCAAGUUGGAGGAGGCGGACAUGGAUCGGGCGGAUGGGCGAGGUCGGGACACGAAAUCGCCUACUCUGCAUACAAACCAUCGUCAACCUAGGAAAAAAAAUUUAUAAACCUAAUCAUAGCAUCUCUUGAAUCGAAUGUUUUCUCUCUCGCGAAAUUCCCCUCCCCCCUUGUUUUCGCGCAAUUUUAAUUUAUUUCCAUCCUACGAAUAAUUCUCUACGCAAUUCCGUUGGCGAAACUGUCACAUCUGUCUGAUCUCUCUUUUCACUGUUUCCUAUCCAGUUGUGUUCACUCUAGGUCAUCGCAUGUACGAGGCCACUCAUGCACGAAUCAUCCUCGGUAUUUAUUGCUUUACGCGUAACUGCGAUACGCUCGCUGUCAUAUAAUAUGUAUAUUUAUAAAUACGCAAAAUAAAUUAAGAC